UCUGAACAGAUCUUAACAAGACAAUUAAAUACUUUUGUGAUGAAAUGAAGUUACUGCGUUUCAUUUUAUUAAUUCUUUCGACGGUUUUUGUGCUCAAUUGUGAAGCAGGUCGAGGUUUUUCGAGUCGUGGCGGCGGAAGUCGAGGAGGAGGAGGCUGGGGUUCAAGACCUUCAUCUUCUGGGUCUUCUUGGUUCGGCAGCAAAUCAAAAUCGCCAAGUUCGCCUUCGUACAGUAGACCAUCGACAAAUAGUCGUCCCGCUCCAGCGCCAAGUUACGGAUGGAAUGUUCAAAGUCGCCCGAGUAAUCCAUCGCCAUCAGCUUCGUCGCCGGGAUCUUUGAGUUAUCCGCGACAACCUGCUUAUAAUCCUUCAUACAAUGCAAAACCUGCGAUCAGUAAUCCAUCUCCAGGUUCUUUGAGUUAUCCGAAGCAACCGGCAUACAAUCCUUCGUUUAAUUCUAAACCUUCGACAGGAACAAAACCUGUUGGACCUCCAAGUACAAGCGGAUCAUAUCCAAAACAACCUUCAACUAGCGGAGGAUCUUAUCCGAAACAACCUUCAGCUCCUGUUGGUCCUCCUCCAUCAUAUCCGGGAUACGGAACAGGAGGAGCGAAUCCUCCUGCCUAUAGUCGUUACACGCCAAAGUCUCAAGCUCCAGCUUACAAUGCUCCAUCAUAUGCUACUCGCCCAAAUCCUCCUGCUUAUUCUCCUUCAGCUCCAAGCUCUCAGGGAGUUAAGCCUUAUUCAAAUGUGAAUACCGGAAGUUAUCCGAAACAAACUUAUACUUCAGUUCCUGCGAGUCACGCUUCCUAUCCUCAGCAGCAAUACGGAUCUCAUAGCUAUGGUUAUGGAGGAGCGCCCGGAGGAUAUGGUUACGGAACUCAAAGCCAUGGUUACGGAUAUGGCGGAGGACAUGCUGCUCCUGUAGGACCUCCUGUGUACAAUCAUUAUGGAGGAAGUGCAGGAUAUGGAUAUCCAGCUGGACCAACGAUCAUUAACAAUCACUAUGGCGGCGGGGGAUUCGGAGGGGGAUACGGCGGAGGAUAUGGCUAUGGAGGAGGAGGAUUCGGCUCUGGAGGUUCAGGAUCUUCGAUUGGAAGUCAUUUACUCACUGCUGGAUUGUUUUAUGGCUUAGGAAGAGUCACAAGUCCUUCCUAUGGUUAUGGUUAUGGAGGUUUGGGAUCCGUACAUCGCUCGUCUUCGUCUACGACAAAUGUUCACAAUACUUAUAACAAUUAUUACGAUCAUGGAUCGACUACUACAAGUACAGUUACGCCUCCAGUUCAAGCAGUUAAUACCGAUACAAAUACUCAACCUCAAGCUACUAAUGUACAACAACCUCAAGGUCCAUCGCCGACAGAUAUUUAUCUAACACAACCGAAAGAUCCAUACGGUGUAAUUAUUCCAUCAAAUUCAACAAAUACCAAUCAACCUUCUGUACAAGAACCGCCAGUCAUCAUUCCUCGCACUGUCGACCUUACGAAACAAAAACUCUACGAACCCGUUGAAGUUCCCUUCGACGAAGUAUCGAAACACAAAAUAAACGAACAACCGUUGUGGCUUAACGAGAGCAUAGAUCAUCUCGUUUUCUAUGGUUUGAAUUUUCCAACAUGGAAUGAAACAACAGUCAUUAAAAGUGCUCCGUUAGUUGCUGUUAAUGCGCCUGUUAAUGAAGCAAAUCCUUCUCAAACAACGACGACGACGACUCCAAAGCCUGAACCAGAACCAACAGGAUUGGGCGCGAAAAUAGGAAAAAUAUUUUAUAAUGUUGUCAGUUGGUUCUCGAGCGGAUAUAAGAAUGACAAUGCAAAUGCCAAAACUCCUCAGAUUUAUUUAGAAGAUGAGACUCAAGGAAGGCCCGAAGCGGAAAUGUUGAGAAAAACGUUGGAAGAGAAACAAAAUGAAGCGGGAAAAGUUUUAACUUGAUUUAAAAUUAAUUUUUUUUUGUUAAAAAAAAUCAAUUUAUUUUGUAAACAAAAAUAAAUAUGAAAUUUGCUCGAAAAAUAAAAUAAUAGGUACAUAAAAAUAAAACUAAAAUAAAUAUUUUUGUUUUAAUAUUUUGUUAUUUUUGAAUAAAUUUGUAUUUUUCAAGAGAUUCA
Molecule: messenger RNA, 2098 nt
Organism: Culicoides brevitarsis
Lineage: Eukaryota; Metazoa; Arthropoda; Insecta; Diptera; Ceratopogonidae
Product: spidroin-2-like
Exons: 1
Coding region: 45-1925 (626 amino acids)
Source: RefSeq, a predicted model, not a curated record